This is a messenger RNA of Amphimedon queenslandica, 1106 nucleotides long. RefSeq lists its product as uncharacterized. Gene Ontology annotation, molecular function: protein binding. The annotation marks the transcript as partial. The record is from RefSeq and is a predicted model, not a curated record. The transcript has 6 exons. Lineage: Eukaryota; Metazoa; Porifera; Demospongiae; Haplosclerida; Niphatidae.
UUUAGAUAACCACAUCUAUGAUCUAGCGCUAGAACUGGAAUAAAGGCGUGGUUUUCUAGAGUUUCGAUCGUUUCGCAAGUAAUUAAUUAUGAAGAAAGCUGCAUUUUGUCUCCUAGUCCUCCUGUGCCUUCUUCUGUCAGUGAAUGGUACAUCUAUGACACUGUUUGUUGGAUGUACCAGCUCACCUCUAUGCCUCUCUGAACCAGUGUCUUAUAUGUGUAGUGGGGAGAAUGGAGCUGGCCUUGAUGAUGAUGUAUUAAGAUGGGGUAUACGUGAUAGUAGUAGAUCUAGUAAUGAUAAUAUACCGAAUGGUACAACUGCAUAUGUUGAAAGAACAGAUGUUUCUACACCAAGAAUCAUUGGCACUUAUUUUGAAACUAUCCUUACUUCCAGUGCUGAUCCUAUGCGGUCUAAUAUAUCAUUCAGUCCUGUACUGGCCAUUAAUAAUUAUACUAUUCUAUGUGAUAUAAUUGGUACUACACCAUUUGGUUGUUCUAUAAUAAUUGCAGAUGUUUUAGCUGCUCCUGUUUCUACUGAUAUUAAGUUCACUUCUGAUACUCUUAUAUUCUCCUGGACUCCACAAUCAACCAGUCCUUGUUUAUCUCAUUACAGUGUUAAUGUUACUAGUAUUGAAUAUACUAUCAAUACUACUAAUACUAGUCUGAGUUUACCAGUACAUUCAACUAAUGAUACAAAAUAUUCUAUUAGUGUAGUAGCUGUUGCUACUGCUGGUAGAUAUAUGGAUCCUACCAGUAAAAUAAUAUUUAUAGCUGAUGUCCCUGGACCUGUAACUGACUUGGUAAUUAAUUGGACCGGUUUCGAUAUUUAUGUAACAUGGAAUUAUCCACCUUAUUUUGUUAGCCCUUAUGUAUCAAGUUAUAUAGUAUACCCUAGUGAUCAUUAUACUGGUAUAACAAUACCAGCUCCUACCACUACAUACAAUAUACCUGAUGUUACAGUAAGAUCAGUAUAUACUGUUGGUGUGGCUGCUGUUAAUGUAUUAGGAACUGGUCCUACUGCAUCAGCUACAAUAAGCAUCAUUUGUACUUUUGUUCCUACUAGAUCUAUUACAUCUUUUUUUGUGACACCUACUGUUACCAAUAGAG